CUUACCAACAACAUGCACGACAAUGACCAUUAGAGGAACCACCCACUCAACGUUUGGCAUUCAAAAAUACUCGACGUUGAAUAACACCUUGCUGGAUGAAUGGCACCGUCAAAUGAGUACUUAAUAAAGGUUUUUAUUAGUGCGGUCACUAAUUAGGGUAUCUCUUAAUAACCGAUCCAUCAUUGAAUUAGUUGCAACUAUUGUAUCAUACGUUUCGUGACUUUCAUGAGCGUUCGUCUAUUAUAUUUGUUCUGUGACUUGUGGUUAGAUAUUGAUGUAAUCCAUUUCGGCUAGCAUGGGUAAAAAAAGUGAGGAAAAAUCAGAUCUCAAAGAACGAAAAAAUUUAUAUGAGAAAUUGUGGAUGCCAAGAUCAAAAUUGGAGAAGCGUCUUAUUCUUUUAGCAGUUGUUUUUGUAACAAUAUUCCUCGUCGUUCUUCUAUUGUACAUCAUUUUGAGAAAACCGGAAAUAUGCACCAGUUCAACCUGCCUGGAGAGCUCUAUGAAUUUGCUCAAUCAAAUCGACGCUGGCUUGGAUCCGUGCCGCGACUUCUAUAAAUUCUCCUGCGGAAAUUUCCUGAAAAACACAAACCUGGAGAGGGAGCAUUUCCGCACUGCACCGGAUAUUAUGAGGGAGGAGAUCCAAUCGAGGAUUAAGAACAUGCUGGAGCAGGCUGAUCUAUCGGACGAGCCUCUAGGUCAAGCGAAAAAAUUUUAUAGGGCCUGCAUGAACGAAUCAGCCCUCGAGACGGACGGAUUGAAGUGGAUGAAACAAAUUUUCAGAAGGAUGGGCGGAUGGCCGAUACUCGAGGGCGACAACUGGAACGAGCAGGAGUUUGAUUGGCAGCAGGCCGUGCACAAGCUCAGACGGAUGGGCGUCAAUUUCGAAUUUUUCAUUGAUGUGUCUGUGGAGCGGGAUAAAAAAGACCCGACCAAAUACGUUUUACAACUCAGUGAUCCCUAUAAAACUCAUAACCAGCCAAUAGACGCUGACAUCCAACGUACCUACCUACGGUACAUGGAGGAAGUAGCAGUCUACUUCGGUUCCAGCCUUGUUAAUGCUAGGAUUGAACAGAAAGAUGUCUUGGAAUUCACGAAGAAACUAGCAGAGAUUUCCAACAACGGCAUGAGAAACAAUAUGACCAACCUGUAUAAUCUGUAUGUGCUGUCAGAACUGAUAUACGACUUCAGGAGUAUCAACUGGUACGAAUACAUAAAUGGUAUCUUAUCACCGGGUGCCAAGUUUGGCUACGAUGACCAGAUUCUGGUGCCAGAUCCUUUCUAUCUGAGGGAGUUGGAGCAUUUGAUGCUGAAUACAAGUAAACGAGUUCUGGCAAAUUUUGUGGCUUGGCAUACGCUACAGUACUUCAUCAAAUUCAUGCCGAGUGAUUUGGUGAAUAAAGCCCAUGAAUAUAUGGAAUCUCUGACUGCUGUUUCAAGAAGGCCAAGGUGGCAGAUGUGCGUUGAAUCUGUGAAAGAAAAAAUGGGUCCUGUCAUAUCGUCGGCUUAUAUCGAACAAUACUUCGACGAAGAAACGAGACGGGAUGUUACCGAUAUGGUCCAUAACAUAAAGGACCAAUAUAAAGAGAUCCUGAGCGGUCUCGACUGGAUUGACGAUGUGUCCAGGAAGGUUAUUUUGGAGAAACUACUGGAUAGCGCCGUCGACAUCGUUUCUUACGAGGAUCUCAGUUCAUUGAAUCAGCUUUGUACGUCCUUCGGUGAAGUGAAAAUCUACGAGGACAAUCUCCUUUUGUCAGUGAUGAACCUGGACCAAUUCGGAUUGGAUGCCGAAUUCCGCAAGCUUAGUCGGCGGGUUCGCACGAACUGGCUGGAGGAUCCAGACUUCGUCACAGGACUCAAUAUCGCACUUUCACCCUUCGAUAACAUUCUUGUGGUCCCAGUCGGCAUCCUCAACAGCAUCUACUACGAGAAGGACCGGCCAAAAUACUUGAAUUACGGCGCACUUGGCUCUGUCAUCGGCAAUAAAGUAUGGCAAAUAUUCGCAGCGACGAAACACAAAGAAAUGGGGGGAGAGGCCAAGAGCUGGUGGACCCCUGUCACCCUUCUGAAUUACGAAGACAGGCUUAAAUGUUUGGGCAGACUGUUCGGGAGGACGACCACCCCAGACGACCAUAAACACAACGCUACCCAAGCCUCCGAAGAAGACCUCAUGCAUUUAGCCGGUGUUAAAGCGUCAUAUGAAGCUUACAAACAUUGGUUGGAGAGGAAUGGUAGGGAACCAAAUCUGCCAGGGGUAGAACUGCCUCCAGAACAGCUAUUUUGGGUGUAUUUCGCAAGGCCGUUCUGUGCCAAGUACACCAACUAUCUAGAUUCUGUAGAGAAAGUGAGAGUCAAUGGAAUCGUCAGCAAUAUCGAGGAAUUCGUGGAGGAUUUCAGUUGUGGCUCUGGGGACAACAUGAAUUUCGAGAAGAAAUGUGAUAUAUUUUGAGAUAAUCUGUGAUUAAAGAUGGAUGUUGUAAAUUAAAUUAUUCAUAUUGUACAAAUUGAUGAAUGAUAUCAGCCUCAAAAUCAG
Coccinella septempunctata (seven-spotted ladybird) is the source of this 2530-nucleotide messenger RNA. RefSeq names its product neprilysin-2-like. NCBI's taxonomy places the organism in Eukaryota, Metazoa, Arthropoda, Insecta, Coleoptera, Coccinellidae. Gene Ontology annotation, molecular function: metalloendopeptidase activity. Gene Ontology annotation, cellular component: plasma membrane. The transcript has 11 exons. Gene Ontology annotation, biological process: protein processing. The coding region runs from base 296 to 2446 and encodes 716 amino acids. The record is from RefSeq and is a predicted model, not a curated record.